UUCUCUGCUUUUGUCUUUGAACAUAGUCAAUGCAUGAACUUUGCCCUCUUUUAAAUAACAAUCCUAGAACCUCUUCUCAUAUACUCACAGCCCCAACCAACGGUUCCUAGUUUUAUACCAUCCUUUCUCUCCAUCAUUCUAUUGGCCACCUCAAAUUUCCAACACAAUCAUGAACUUUCAAGCUUCUUCUUUCACUACCUUAAAGCUGUUCUGUUUUCUUUCUAUACUCUUCUCAACUCUGGCCUCAGGUGAUGAAAUUACAUGUGAAACAGUAGGAGCCACACAGAGUAAUAAUAACAGUGAAGCUUUCCAUUACAAAAUUGGGUCAAUUGCUUCUGUGCUAGUUGCUGGUGCUCUUGGUGUGAUUCUCCCAUUGUUGGGAAACAAAAUCCCACCUCUGAAUCCCAAAAAUGACAUCUUUUUCAUGGUGAAAGCGUUUGCAGCAGGGGUGAUUUUAGCAACUGGGUUCAUCCACAUACUACCAGAUGCAUUUGAAAGCUUGACAUCACCAUGCCUUAAGGACAAUCCAUGGGGGAAGUUUCCUUUCGCUGGUUUUGUUGCCAUGUUAUCCUCUAUUGGAACCUUGAUGGUGGAUUCUUUUGCAACUGGGUAUUACCAAAGGCAACAUUUUAAUCUUUCAAAGCCAGUUCCUGCAGAUGAAGAAUUGGGAGAUAAACAUGCUGGUCACAUGCAUGUUCAUACACAUGCCACACAUGGUCAUGCUCAUGGAUCCACUAACCCUUCUGGGGAUGCUGUAACAUCUGAAUUAAUUCGGCAACGCAUCAUAUCUCGAGUGCUUGAGCUAGGAAUAGUGGUCCAUUCAGUGAUUAUUGGCGUAUCUUUGGGUACUGCACAAAGCAUUGAUACCAUAAAGCCUCUUCUAGUGGCCUUGUCUUUCCAUCAAUUUUUUGAGGGGAUGGGACUUGGAGGCUGCAUAUCUCAGGCAAAGUUCGAAUCAAGGGCUACUGCAAUUAUGGCAACUUUUUUCUCCUUAACAACACCAAUUGGUAUAGCAAUUGGAAUGGGAGUUUCAAGUGUGUACAAAGAGAAUAGCCCAACUGCUUUAAUUGUUGAAGGGGUUUUCAACUCUUCUUCAGCUGGAAUUUUGAUUUACAUGGCAUUAGUGGACCUUCUAGCAGCAGAUUUUAUGAAUCCCAAGUUGCAGAACAAUUUGAAGCUUCAUGUAGGAGCAAAUAUCUCUCUUCUUCUAGGUGCAGCUUCUAUGUCUGUAUUGGCCAAAUGGGCCUAAAGUUUUAGAGUUUCAGAUUCUAUUUAGGAGCUUUUGCUUUA
Messenger RNA from Lotus japonicus, 1290 nucleotides. Its product is annotated as zinc transporter 1. Lineage: Eukaryota; Viridiplantae; Streptophyta; Magnoliopsida; Fabales; Fabaceae. The transcript has 3 exons. Gene Ontology annotation, cellular component: plasma membrane. The record is from RefSeq and is a predicted model, not a curated record. Gene Ontology annotation, biological process: zinc ion transmembrane transport. Gene Ontology annotation, molecular function: zinc ion transmembrane transporter activity. Bases 170 to 1249 code for a protein of 359 amino acids.